Monoraphidium neglectum is the source of this 633-nucleotide messenger RNA. RefSeq names its product beta-ureidopropionase. Gene Ontology annotation, molecular function: beta-ureidopropionase activity. The transcript is spliced from 5 exons. The coding region runs from base 1 to 633 and encodes 210 amino acids. The record is from RefSeq and is a predicted model, not a curated record. NCBI's taxonomy places the organism in Eukaryota, Viridiplantae, Chlorophyta, Chlorophyceae, Sphaeropleales, Selenastraceae.
AUGAACGGUGCAAAGGCCGUGGACGGUAGUCUAGCGGGGUCUCACUCGGUGGAGGACAUCCUGGAGGAGCACAUCACCGACCCCGCGAAGCUGCGCGAAGUCAAGCGCGUCCUCUACGGCUCCAACGAGGGCGCCCCUGUCGCGCCCCUCCAGCUGCCCCCCGAGGCCGCCGCCGCCGCCAGCGGGUCCGCGCGGCCGUUUGACCUGCAGGCUUAUGCAUUCAGGGCGGCCCCCGAGGAGCUGCGGCCGCCGCGGGUCGUUAGGAUCGGGAUCGUCCAGAACGCGGCACCGGCCCCGACGACGGCGCCGUUUGAGGAGCAGCGGCAGGCCCUCUGGUCGCGCGCAGAGGAGAUAAUCAACGCCGCCGGCGCAGCGGGGGUCAAAAUCCUCUGCCUGCAGGAGGCAUGGACGAUGCCGUUCGCCUUCUGCACCCGGGAGAAGCACUGGUGCGCCUUUGCUGAGUCAGCGGAGCGCGGCCCCACCACGCAGCUGCUGCAGGGCCUCGCGCGCCGCUGGGGCAUGGUGGUCGUCAGCCCCAUCCUGGAGCGGGACGAAGAGCACGGGGACACGAUAUGGAACACGGCGGUGGUCAUAGGCAACAACGGGAACGUCAUCGGCAAGCACCGCAAGUGA